Messenger RNA from Zychaea mexicana, 1497 nucleotides. RefSeq names its product actin family. The transcript has 5 exons. NCBI's taxonomy places the organism in Eukaryota, Fungi, Mucoromycota, Mucoromycetes, Mucorales, Lichtheimiaceae. The record is from RefSeq and is a predicted model, not a curated record. Gene Ontology annotation, biological process: microtubule-based movement. The coding region runs from base 112 to 1416 and encodes 434 amino acids.
UGAAAAUUGUGACGAUGAAGAGGGCGAAAGAUGCGGCGGGUUAUUUUCCUCACCUUAUAGUACCACUGAAUUUACUUUUUAGCAACGCAUGAAACAAAAAACCCAGCAGCUAUGACUACCAGACCUCCCGUAUCGUCAACAACAACCCCCACUGGUGCCAGACUCGGGUCAUUCUCUUCUUGGAGCAUUGCAUCUCUUCCUUCCAGUUCGUCAUUACUUUCGAGACGGACCUCCAUUUACAGUAAUGAAGAUAGAGUCGUGCUCGACAUUGGGUCCCGUCACUGCAAAGUCGGGUUUUCAGGAGAGUCAAAGCCAAGGAAAAUAAUAGCUUACUAUGCGCAAACGAGAAACAGCAAAAUAUAUAACACAUGGAACGACUUAUACGACCUGGAUUGGAUGCGCAGUGGCCGAGAUAUCACCACAGCUGAAACGACAUUAUGUGAAACACUCCAGGAGGCAUUUUUUAGAUGCCUAUUAACGGAUCCUAAACAGCGGACAGUCGUGCUAUGCGAAUCGCCCAUGAUGCCGAUCCGUAUCAAGGAAAUGAUUGCCAAUAUUUUGUUCCAUCGACUUCAAGUACCUGCACUCUGUUUUGUUCCUAGUCAUUUAUUAGCCUUGCUGACUACGGGCGAAUCAACGGGCCUUGUGAUCGACUGUGGUCAUUUGGAGACUACUGUUUUGCCGAUAUAUUUUGCACGGCCCUUGAUAACAGCUGUUCAAAUGACACCAUUGGCUGGACGCGCAGUAACCGAGUCUCUACGAGAGCUUUUAAAGUCGCAUGCCCGCAUUAUUCAAACCAGUGCAAAUAUACCGACAUCUGUUGCCCCACGGUUGACUGUGCCAGAUCAUAUUUUGUCAAACGAGCGGGUCGAAGAUAUAAAGACACGUUGCGUUCUUGUACUCCCAUCGCACACGAAUGGUGGUUACAACGACCAACAGCAGGAUAGCAGAUCGAGUGACAUGUAUUACCGUUUAGAGAAUGAUAUUGGAGGAGAAACAUUAUGGAUACCUGGAUAUGUACGUGAGCAAGCAUCAACUAUCCUAUUUACGGGAAAUCAGAACGAGGAGAUCAAUGGGAUCGGUGAAUGUAUACUCGAUUGCUUACUGAAGGUACCGACCGACCUUCGAAGGCCACUUGCAGCGUCGCUUUUGACCGUUGGUGGAACGAGUAUGAUCCCUGGUUUUCAAGCACGACUUUUACAUGAGCUGCAUAGUUUGCUUCGUACUGCAAAAUAUAAGCGUCUUGAAGGGAUAGAGAUGUGCUUCAUGACGGAUCGAGGCGCGGGCCAAGUGUUUACGCCAAACUGCCGCACUUGGAUAGGUGGAUCACUAGUGGGUACGCUCAAGAUGGCGGGCACCACUAUCCAGCGCGAAAAAUUCGAUGGAACAGUCCCUGAUUGGACAGUUGUAACCUAGAAUUGAUUAUCGUUUUUCCCGAAACUCGUAGCAACAGAAACAUGUCGGGAUCUUUUUUUUUCUCUCCAAAGAGCACAUUUG